CUGCUGGCCAGGAGAGCUGGGCAGCUCGGGUCGCGACCCUGCUAUGUUCAGGAUACUCGUCGCUGGGACCCUCUCUUCCCACGUCUCAGAGAGAGUUCGCGAGCGCCCGGGUCCGAGCCCUGCCCCGCGGCGGCCACGGGAAUGAUCCGUGCAGGGACUCUUCCAGCAAGGUCACGUCCUAAGCCCGGAAGGGGGUCGGUGUGGUGUGCGGAUCCUUUUGGCCUCCCCAAAGCGACCGGAAGGUGCGCAGGGGUAGGCGGGGAAGGGAAGGGGCGCUAGGGUGCGGCGACAGGAGCGGCGGGGUACGGAGCAGGCGUCUGGACUCGCCGGCAAUGGGCGGGGAGCAGCCGUCGGUUUGUCUGGGCGCCGAGGGCCGACCCACCGCGUGGCGAUGACCCUACCAGGAGCGUCAGACCUGGAGCUGGGCUGAGGACGCCGAGGUUCGGACUGAGAGAGACGGGGCGGACUCCCAGGGACCAGAGAGGAUUUUAACAGGUGGAGAGUCGGAGCGGGCACUGGUACUCCGCGGUGGGCUUCGGGCGAGCAAAGACAGCAUCCCGAACGUCUCGGGCCCGGCGAAAAAGGGCAGUUCGAAACGCGGUGGGGAGAGCACGAACGCACCUAGUGGACAGUGGUGGCGGGAACCAGGCUCAGGGGACCCAGGAGAGGCCGGAGGACUCGGAGUGGGCGCGAGCCUCGGACCAAUGCCGGCAGAGUGCCCCGCUGCCCUCAGCGAAGGUACUUUGGGAACCCUGGAGCCGAAUUGAGCCAUGACACAGCUGUUGGAGCCCCUGGAGAGGGCCUGGUGUGAGAAGACUUGGAGUUAUCUGUGAGAAAACCUUUGGAGAGCACCACCCCACCACAGGGACGCUCUUGGAUCCUGUAAGGAAGAGGCUCUGGGGCCUAGGCCCUUCUGCCUGGGCGGCAGACGGCUGGGCUGCAGCUAUGGACCGUGAGCUGGCCCAGCCCGUGUCCUUGCUGAGCCUGCCCGUCUGCAGCCGCUCCCACCAUGGGCUCCUCAGUAUACAUCACAGUGGAGCUGGCCAUUGCUAUGCUGGCUGUCCUGGGCAACGUGCUGGUCUGCUGGGCCGUGUGGAUCAACAGCAACCUGCAGAACGUCACCAACUUCUUUGUGGUAUCGCUGGCGGCAGCUGACAUCGCAGUUGGUGUACUCGCCAUCCCAUUUGCCAUCACCAUCAGCACUGGGUUCUGCGCUGCUUGCCAUGGCUGCCUCUUCUUCGCCUGCUUCCUCCUGGUCCUCACACAGAGCUCUAUCUUCAGCCUCCUGGCCAUUGCCAUUGACCGCUACAUCGCCAUUCGCAUCCCACUUCGGUACAAUGGCUUGGUGACUGGCAUGAGGGCCAAGGGCAUCAUUGCAAUCUGCUGGGUGCUGUCAUUUGUAAUCGGCCUGACGCCCAUGCUGGGCUGGAACAACUGCAAUCAGCCAAAGGAGGGCAAGAAUCACUCUCAGGACUGCGGCGAGGGCCAGGUGACCUGUCUCUUUGAGGAUGUGGUGCCCAUGAACUACAUGGUAUACUACAACUUCUUCGCUUUUGUGCUGGUGCCCCUGCUGCUCAUGCUGGGCAUCUACUUGCGAAUCUUCCUGGCGGCCCGGCGACAGCUGAAGCAGAUGGAGAGUCAGCCCCUGCCAGGGGAGCGGGCUCGGUCCACACUGCAGAAGGAAGUUCAUGCUGCCAAGUCACUGGCCAUCAUUGUGGGUCUCUUCGCCCUCUGCUGGCUGCCCCUGCACAUUAUCAACUGCUUUACCUUUUUCUGCCCCCAAUGCAGCCAUGCCCCUCCCUGGCUUAUGUACCUGGCUAUUGUCCUCUCCCACAGUAAUUCUGUUGUUAAUCCUUUCAUCUAUGCCUACCGCAUCCGCGAGUUCCGCCAGACCUUCCGCAAGAUCAUUCGCAGCCAUGUCUUGAGGCAGCGGGAACCCUUCAAGGCAGGGGGCUCCAGUGCCCGGGCCUUGGCAGCUCAUAGCACAGAGGGAGAGCAGGUUAGCCUCCGCCUCAAUGGCCACCCCCCAGGGGUGUGGGCAAAUGGCAGCGCACCCCAUCCUGAGCGGCGGCCCAAUGGUUAUGCCUUGGGGCUGGUGAGUGGAGGGAAUGCCAAAGGGUUCCACGGGGAUACCAGCCUCGCAGACGUGGAGCUCCUUAGCCGUGAGCACAAGGGAGCAUGCCCAGAGUCCCCUGGCCUAGAGGACCCCCUGGCCCAGGGUGGAGCAGGAGUGUCCUGAUGGUGCAUGGAGUUUGCCCCUUCCUGAGAGAAGGAAAUCUUAAUCUUUCUGGUUGGCUGGACCAGUCACAUUGGGAGAAGAGAAGAAUGAGUGUGCUGGGAGACCCAUCGGGCGUCUGAUUCACUUUGGACUGAGAGGAGGGAGCCCCAAGCUGGAGCAGCAUGAGUCCCAGCAAAAAGGGGUGAGGGUCCAAGGAAGCAGAUGUUUCAUGCUGUCAGGCCCUGUCCGAGGCCAGGGCCACAGCACCAACAGCAUCUUGGCUGGGCAGGGCCCAGUCCCCCACUCCAUGAAGUAUCUAAAAGCCCCAAUUUGUCUGCAGAGAAGCUGUGACCUGAGGCUGGGGAAUGCCUUCAACAGACCUCCUGCCACACACCACCCUUGGCAGACGUUCUAGGGCUCCGGGAGCUGCUGGACCAGAGGUGGAAGUUGACUCCCCCCCCCACCCCCGCAGAAGAUCUCGUGCAAGGAAAUCCUAUUUUAUUAUCUUUCCCUCCCUGGCUUCUAGGCCUGUUGUCCAUCCUGCUGCUAACCUGGCACCAGGAGUUUGCCCAGGGAGUUGGGCAGCCCUCCCCUGCUGCCACAAACUGCCAUGCACUUAGUCCCAGGGCCAACUCUUGAGGUGACAAAGGUGGGCUGGAGGACAGACAGUUGUAAUGGGAACAGUGCCAGGGCAUAGACUCAGGCCCUAGGGGAGAGGUCAGGGCUUGCAGGCUAAGGACCUGUGCCUGGGCAGCUCAGAGCUGCCCAAUUAGAGGCCCUGUCUAACUGCCUUUACUUCUAAAGGGAAGUUUUUGUUUUUGUUUUUGUUUUCUGAGAUAAAAUAAAAAUGAGCCACAUUGUGUUUUAAGCUUGUCCAAUGAAAA
This is a messenger RNA of Ictidomys tridecemlineatus (thirteen-lined ground squirrel), 3102 nucleotides long. RefSeq names its product adenosine A2a receptor (gene Adora2a). Gene Ontology annotation, cellular component: plasma membrane. Lineage: Eukaryota; Metazoa; Chordata; Mammalia; Rodentia; Sciuridae. Gene Ontology annotation, molecular function: G protein-coupled adenosine receptor activity. The record is from RefSeq and is a predicted model, not a curated record. Gene Ontology annotation, biological process: adenylate cyclase-activating G protein-coupled receptor signaling pathway; G protein-coupled adenosine receptor signaling pathway.